UGACGUUUUGUUGACAUUUGUUUGUGAAAGACAAAAACAGUGGAUACAAACUGGAUGGUGUAUUUUUGGAAACCAACUAGCAGACCUCGCAUCAGACUGAAGGCCAACGUAUCGUGAUUAAAACAUACCCGCGUGUAUAAAACCAGCUCUGAUCAAGAUAGGACUUUAAUCAAAGACGAAAAGGAUCCACCAUCAGCAGAUGGACGGACCAAGACGGGAACAAAACAAACCGUUUCACCCCGGGGACUGCAUGAGUGGCUGAAUCAUUCACAGGCUAACCAGCCAUCAGACAGUUAUGUUAGGUUGUAAUCUUAAACGACGGUAACUAACAUUGUUUAGUUGAUCUGCCGAAUAUUCGUGUACUUAAUUCUUAACUGACACCCAGUAUUUUUCAUGUUACCAUGGUAGUGUAGUGUAGGGUUACACGAGCGUUGUCCGUCAGACUAGCAAGUUAGCAAGCUAAUGUUAGCUGUAGCUAACGUUAGCAUUAUUUGAACUUGCUUGAAAUUGCUUGACCUGCUGAGUAGCUAGCUACAGAAUGUAGCUGAGGUUACGAGACUGCAUUCGUGUUAUAGUGUUUACUACAAGUAGCUCGUCAGUUGGGGGUGACAUUAAGAAUGUGAAGCACAAUGGCCAACUUUGAAGCUUACCAGCAGUAUCAGAGAAUUGAGGACUUUGAGGAGGACUCACCACCAGGGGAGGAGGAUUUACUGGUGCAUGUGCCUGAAGGCCUGAAAGACUCAUGGCACCAUAUCAAGAACCUGGAUAACUUCUUCAAAAGGAUCUAUCAUUUCCAUCAAAAGAAUGGCUUCGCUUGUAUGAUGAUGUCAGAGUUCUUUGAACUUGUUCAGUUGUUGUUUGUUGUCACGUUCACGACGUUCCUUGUCAACUGUGUGGAGUAUGACAUCCUGUUUGCCAAUCGAGCGGUCAACCACACUGGGCCGGGCCAUAACCCCUUGGACAGGAAUAAGGUCACUCUUCCAGAUGCCAUCCUGCCUAGUCAGCAGUGUACUCAGAGGAUUCAAGAGAACAGUUGGAUUAUAUUCCUUCUCAUCAUGGCAGCCAUCUUCUGGAUUUAUCGACUUGUUAAAGUAUUUUGCAAUGUUCUGAGCUACUGGGAGAUCAGGCAGUUCUACAUCAAAGCACUGAAGAUCAGAAUGGAUGAACUUUGCAACUUCACAUGGCAGGAAGUCCAGGACCGGCUCAUCAGCCUGCAACGAGAACAGCAAAUGUGCAUACACAAGAAAGAGCUGACAGAACUUGACAUCUAUCACCGCAUCCUUCGAUUCAAGAACUACAUGGUGGCCAUGAUAAACAAAUCACUGCUGCCAGUGCAGCUGCAACUCCCCCUGCUGGGCAAUGUGGUGUUCCUCACACAGGGCCUCAAGUACAACUUUGAGCUUAUCCUCUUCUGGGGUCCUGGCUCCCUGUUUCAGAAUAAGUGGAACCUGCAUCCCAAGUACAAGCGGAAUGGAAACCGCCUAGAGCUCGCACAGCAGCUUAGUAGAGUCAUCCUGCUGAUGGGGUUGGCCAAUUUGCUGCUAUGUCCCUUCAUCCUGGUGUGGCAGGUGCUCUACGCUUUCUUUAGCUAUACAGAAGUCAUUCGCAGAGAACCUGGAAGCCUGGGUGCACGACGCUGGUCCCUGUAUGGUCGUUUAUACCUGCGACACUUCAAUGAGCUGGACCAUGAGCUGCAUGGACGUUUAGGCCGUGGCUACAAACCCACUUCCAAAUACAUGAACUCUUUUACAUCACCAGUGCUGACUGUGCUGGCUAAGAACAUUGCCUUCUUCUCAGGCUCAAUUUUGGCUGUGCUCAUUGCACUGACAGUCUAUGAUGAGGAUGUUCUGACAGUGCAGCACAUUCUGACUGCCAUCACUGUGCUGGGAGUGGUUAUUACUAUCGCCAGGUCCUUCAUCCCAGAUGAGCAUAUGGUGUGGUGUCCAGAACAGCUGCUGCAGUGCAUGCUGGCACACAUUCACUACAUGCCAGACCACUGGAGGGGCAAUGCUAACAAGAGUGAGACCCGUGAUGAGGUGGCGCAGCUGUUCCAGUACAAAGCAGUGUUCAUUUUGGAGGAGUUGCUCAGUCCUGUUGUCACACCCUUCAUUCUCAUCUUCCACCUGAGGAAUAAGUCUCUAGAGAUCAUUGACUUCUUCAGGAACUUCACUGUGGAGGUGGUUGGAGUUGGAGAUAUCUGUUCCUUUGCGCAAAUGGACAUCAGACGCCAUGGAAACCCAACAUGGCUGUCAGAGGGCCAGACGGAGGCCUCCAUAUACCAACAAGCUGAAAAUGGCAAGACAGAGUUGUCUCUUAUGCAUUUCACCAUUAAGAACCCACGCUGGCAGCCACCUCAGGAGAGCUCUGUGUUCAUCAGCCAUCUGAAGGAAAAAGUGCAGCAUGAUGCACAGGGUGGCCCCUCCACCCAGCUGCUACUCUCUGAAGCUCCUCUCUGCACCUCACUGCAGUCCAAUGAGUCUGGCACUGUGCCUGAUAAUCUGUUGGCCGGUGUCCUGGCUCACUCCAAUCUAACUGCAUCUGGAUUACAAGGGCGAGACCAUCGCUUCAUCCCACCGAGCACCACUGCUUCUGCCGCUGCCAGUGUCCUGGCCUCUUUGUCCACCUCCCAGCUCGCACAUACCAGCCGUGGCCGCUCACAUGGCCUCCUGCACUCAUCCGUCCCCCUCGAGAGCACCAUGUACCGCAGCGAUCGCACCAUCAUUGACAGUAUGUCUAACAGUGACUCUUGCAUCCGGAGCAAUACACUGCUCUCAGAGUUUGCCUCAGCAGAGAUGAGUCUCCAUGCCAUCUACAUGCAUGAGCUCCACCAGCAGAGCUCCCACCCACAGAGGACUUCGGGACAGUGGCAGAACCCAGUGCCAAUGAGAGAUCUACACACAAACACUGGUUUCCAGGCACAUAGUGGCCUUGGCUCCAGCAUUUCAAUGCCCACCACUGUCCACCUUGGUGGCUGGCAAGAGAAGGAAGAAGAGGAGAAUGAAGAUGAUCAGGAGAUUAACAGAGGGUCUACUCCAAAACAGGGCACUGGGAGUAGUUGUUGAAGUGCCUUAGGUCAUAAGGUAUAUGCUCUCUUUUAAACAGAAUAUAAAAAUAUGACACAUGUCUAUGAUCUAUGCUUUGUGGUUCUGUAUCCUGUGUGUUUGUCGAACCCAACAACAAUGGCCUUUUAUCCUAUUAGGGAUACAUCGCCAUGAUAAUUUCUCCUCUCUUUUUUAUUUUUUAUAGUGUUUACAUUUUACUUUCUUCUAUGAACAUUGUGGCCUUAGAUGAUUUUCAUGGAGAAUUUAGCAUGGACCUUUAAAACAUCAUUAAGCGUUUGUUGUAGGAGGGGCUUGUUGAAUAACCACUGUCUUUGCACCUCGACGCCUCUUCCUGUCAUAUCAGGCAGACUAUGGCAUCAGGGAAACCAUAUGUCUUCCGUCCGAUCCAUCUUGAUUUUCUCAUAGACUUGUACAGACAAACUGUGUGUGGUGACAGAGAGGCAAUAUAGUGUAUUCAUAGGAUCCGUGUGUGAAAAGGAGUACAAAAGGCUUAUCACAACUUCUGCUGAGUCUGUGUGUGCACACUUCAAGUAUUUGUGCAUCACAAAGAUUUACAGCGUGAGUCUAAUCAAAGUUUCUCACAGUGAUGAUCUGUGCAACAGAGACUGCAAACUGUAUCGUAGCUGCCUGAACAAUUUUGAUCACCUGAAAAAGAUAAUUCAAUAAUUCAGGUUGUGCUGUUUGACCCUGGUGAUUUGUAAAUACUCUUUUUGCAUCUUACUCAUCCUUUAAAAAUCCACAUUUUUAAUACCAGAGCUAAUUCUUGAAAAAGAUACCAAGUAUUUAUAUAAAGAAAAAGAGCUGACUGUUCAGGAGUCAUACUACUAAAACACCAUGUGUACCUGAAAAAAACAUCUCUUUAAACCAGACUUACACAUGCUUUGAUGCUGCUGUCUGUGUUUAGUGGUCCUAAAUACAGAUUUUGUUUAGUAUUAAUAUUUUCACAGCUAAGGACACUAUUCCUCAAAAACAUACUUAAAUCAUGGGCCCCAAAUACACUUGGCAUCAAAAUUCUAAUGCAGAUGUAAGAUCUAUUUAAGCUGCACACAAAGUCAGCAUUAUGCCUUAACACCCAUAUAAAAAAACAUGCAUUUAAAUCCUAGUUUUCCGUAUUACCUCAGUGGUGGUGAAGAAAAACUAAUACUCCAAUCAAUACCUCUGCAAUGUAAUUUUUUGUGUAAAUAUAUGUAGUACAGUACAUACGGGAUUCUUUGCAGUGUGCAGAUGCAUCUUUUAACUGCAUUUUGAUUUUAAUGGCAGGUGUAAAUGGAUCAUGUUCUGUUCUUAUUUCCUGCCCAGCAGAUGUUUUAGUUCAAGCAUUGAUGUCCUGAAAUCGUGGGGAGGAAUCUUUUAUUUAUUUUUUUCAGAACAAAACAGGGUGGUAUUGCUUUUACAAAUCUUUGUUGUGCACAUUAGCAUUUUAUUUGUGUUCUUUUUCCAAAAUGCUCACGUAAAAAAUGGAACUGCAUCAUAAGGGCUGAUUUCAGAGUGUGCGCUGUUGCGUCCACAGCUUUAGGUUUGGAGAUUUUAGGACAGCAGUUCCUCUCAUUUUUGGCUUUGUACUUUCAAAGUAAGAGCAUGAGGAGAAAAAAGCCUUUUCAGUCAGCAUACUUUUUUUGCUUAAGGUUUAUUUAUUACCUGUUCCCCCCAGCUACAGUAUAUGUGUAAUAUUUAUUUGAAACAACAAUAUUUAGAUUGUUUUGUAAAAUAAUUUACUUUCACAAUCACAAGAUCUUGUUGUUGAAAGAAAUGGCAUGUCCCCCCCACAAAUAUAGUUUAAAAAAGAAGAAACCUUUAUUUUGAAAUUCUGAUAAAGGUUUUGUUUAUGUUAAAAUAGCAUGGCCAGCUGCAUGAUUUUGAAUGUGAUUUACACUUAAAAUAUACUUGGACUAAAUCUGCUUGUUGAUGCAGUGCGCAAAAAUAUAUUUUUACCCAUUUUUAAUUGCAUUCUUCAUAGAUCAUAGUAAUAUAGAUGUCAUCCUCCACAACUGUUAAGACUUCAGAUGGUACAAAUGUGUCUUUGCCCUCUUAUGUGUUCAGAAACUAUAAAUUACACUUUCCUUGUGAGUGUGUCUGUGGAAGGAAUGAGUUUUGACACCUGCGUAAUUAUGCUAACAUGAACCUCGAAUUUUGCACUGACAGAAAAUAAACUUUUUUUUUUUUUAAAACGUGUGUGUGUAUAUAUGGUGUAUAUGUACAAUACUUGCAUCAGUUACAUUUAAAGAAGUGCAGAUCUCAAAAGGGACACUGAGUGAGUCUCCAUCCGGAAUGACCUCUUCUUGUUGUUUGUAUAUAUAAGCAAAGCAUCGGCACGUAUUGUAUCGUCGUUGUCUACAGUAGACCCACCUGGAAACACUGUGGUCAAUCACAUAAGGUCGUUCUUACCUCUGGUUAGUAAAAGUCCGCCCUGUAGGGAAUGGUGUGUGUCUCUGUCACACUGUUAAAUAUGCUUGCAUGGGUAUUGUGGUCACUGUCCAUUUGUGCAGUGAGUUUAAGUUGUAGAGACACUGGAGCUCAGCUUUGUGCACGGAGUUGAUUUCCUUUGAUGGUCUCCACAUUUACACCUCACUGUUAUGUUUCUUAUUUUAUUUGAAGCAGUGCCUUAGUAUUAAGGUUUAGUAAUUGCUCUUUAUACAAGCCAUUUCAUGUAAACCGUUGGAUUUACUUACACAGUUUUAGCAGCACAUACUAUGUACAGUAUUUUUUUGGCAAGUCAUUGUGUAUAGCAUCAAGCAUGUAGUGAAGUUGUGGAUGUGGCUCGUAAGAUGAGUUGUAAACUGAUUUUGAGAUCUUGUGUCAGCCUGUUGCAUCCGACAGCACACUUCUUCUUAUCAUGGUGUAUACAUUUACACUGUCCUCAAUAUCCUAAAGAAGCAGGAGUGUGCUUUGUAAUGGCUGGUGUCAUCGCGGCCAACCUUCUCAUCUUACUUUGGUUUCUUAUCCACUAUACACCAGUCUAACAAUCACAGCGACUGGAACAAGGUGCUAAGUUUUCAUCCUGAAAUGUUAAAUAUGUUUUCAGACAUGUUUAGGUUUUUUUUUUUUGUUACAUAGGUUUUUCCUGUUUGUUUGGUUCUGUAAAUUAGGAAACACACUAGCUGAAAAAUGAAACAUGCCAAAAGAACUUGUUUUUCGGCACAGCUUUACAAUACUUGUGUUGUUUUUCUGAGUGAGUAGAGAGGCAAAUAAAUCUUAUUUUGAGUGUAUUUAAUCAUAUCACAUCAUCAAGUGUGAUUGAUUAUGCGAUGUUUAUUUGAAAUAAAAAUCUAUUUAAAUUUUCAUUUUAUUUGUGUUAUAUUGCUGUUUGUGUUGUCAGCUUGUGACAGUACAAUGUGAAAGCUUUUUGCUACAAGUCUUGGACAUAUCUGACUGAUAUAUUGGUAUUGAUGCUUUUGUCCUGAACUGAAAAGGAAUCCUUUUGUAUUACAACUUGGAUUCCUGAUAGUGUUUAUUUAGCAAGGCUCAAUGAUGAAGUAGAGCCUGAUAAGCGCAGUCUGUGAUGUCCUAAUAUGGUCACAGUACAGAGAUGGAGACAAACACUCUGUACAGUGACUAAAUAAACUGAAGUAUACUUAAAGCUUUGUGUGAGAUUUGAAACUGACUUUGGCGACCUCUAGUGGUAGUAUUAAAAAAAGACAUUAUGGUAAACAGCUAAUCAAGGUGCAAAGAAGGUGCACAUGGACAGCAUAACAAUACAGACAAAACAAUCAACCACUGAAGAAAAUAAUUAACCAACAAAAGACCUAUAUACCUAAUGGCAAACAUCUAUAAGAGAGAUGAAGUAAAAUAGUUCAUAUUGUAUAUGCAUCUGAUAUAUUUCUGUGUGUCUGAUAUAGUCUGAUAAAUCAUGUUUUUGUCUUUAUCUUUUGAACUCUUAUUUCACCUUGCCUAAGAGCUCACUGGUGCAAAUUCUCAAAAAGGAAGACUUAUACAGGAUAGACAGGAUUUAUUCACAUUGUUACAUGCCACAUCUGUUUUCUACAUCUGUGUGCCUCCCUUGAUCUCUCUUCCCCUUCCUCUUGCUCACGGUCUCUUUUCAGAUACUAUGAUCAGCUGAUUGAGUCUUGUAUAUUGUGUGUGUAUAUAUAUAUAUAUAUAUAUAUACACACAUACAUUUUUGUAGAUUAGUUACAUAUUUUUGUUUGGUUUCAUUUAUUCAUAAGAAUAGUUGGGUUGAUUUUUGUUUCAUGGUUUUCUGUGCUGGCUUCUCAUUGCCCUGUGUAUCCCUGUUGUCCUACUCUGUCAAUACUGUAAAUGCUAUCCACAUUGUAAAUAAACACCACAUGCCUCUAUUUUAAGACACUA
Messenger RNA from Sander lucioperca (pikeperch), 7367 nucleotides. RefSeq names its product autophagy related 9B (gene atg9b). Gene Ontology annotation, cellular component: autophagosome; phagophore assembly site. The record is from RefSeq and is a predicted model, not a curated record. NCBI's taxonomy places the organism in Eukaryota, Metazoa, Chordata, Actinopteri, Perciformes, Percidae. The transcript is spliced from 13 exons. Bases 630 to 3062 code for a protein of 810 amino acids. Gene Ontology annotation, biological process: autophagy of mitochondrion; protein localization to phagophore assembly site.